Messenger RNA from Trematomus bernacchii (emerald rockcod), 897 nucleotides. RefSeq names its product insulin-like 5a (gene insl5a). Gene Ontology annotation, cellular component: extracellular region. Lineage: Eukaryota; Metazoa; Chordata; Actinopteri; Perciformes; Nototheniidae. The transcript is spliced from 2 exons. The record is from RefSeq and is a predicted model, not a curated record. The coding region runs from base 75 to 401 and encodes 108 amino acids. Gene Ontology annotation, molecular function: hormone activity.
CUCAAGGCGAGAUAAAGGAGCAGCUAAACAGACCGGACCCCUAAAGAGAAAACCUCCUCUGUCAGUUAUCCAGCAUGCGUGCUCUGGGGGUUUUGCCUCUGCUGUUGUGUGCAGCGGUGUGUGUGCUCCAGGUGAGAGCUGAGGUGAAGGCGGUGAAGCUGUGCGGACGAGAGUUCCUGAGGGCCGUCGUUUACACCUGCGGAGGCUCCCGUUGGAGGAGAUUCCUCAGUGACUCAGACAUGGAUGUUCCAGGUUUGCCCACAGGGGAGCAGAGCAGUUUGGAGAGGCUGACCAGAAGCAUCCCGGGCUCCGAGUUCUCCAGACGGGACAUGAACAACGUGCUGACCAGCGUGUGCUGCCAGGUGGGCUGCAGGAAGAGCGACCUCACCUUCCUCUGCUGAGGCCAACCCCCCUCUCCUCUUUCUCUCCAAAGGACUCUGCUCUUUACCAUCUCACCUUAGAAAACCAAUCAAAGUACUGAUGUAUAAACAACAUGAUCACUGUACUGUAUGUACAAUAAUGCUUAUAAUUCUAAUUGCUUAUGAUAUUUUCUCUGAGAUAUUAGAACUUGUAAGGUUUGUUGAUGUGAAUGUGGAGCAAAUCUGUUAACAUGUCUCUGAACCUGAGCUGGAAGAUAUGUGUAACCAUAAAACUAUAUAUUCAUUAAAAUAUAAUUGAAACUACUGUAUGAGAAUUAGGAAACUAUGUUAAGGUUAGUGCACUCAGGGACUAUAUUACUUCCCCCUCAGAGAGGACAGAUAUUAAGUCUGGGUUUGUGUCCCGUAUGUCACCACAGGGUUGCAGGUUUAUAAAAUGUCCAUCUCUGCUUUAAAAUUUAUAUUGUAAGUAAACUUGCACUUUAUUCUAUCAUUUCGCUUUUUGGUCAAAUAAAUGUUA